GCGGGAAGCAUGUCAAUGUGUCUACUGAAAACUUCUUCCAAAUCAGUACGAUCAAAGUGUCACGGUGGUAGUCACCAUCGCACGGCGGAUAUCCACCGCACCAACAACUCAUUUCAUCGAUACCAUCUUCUCCUUCUCUCUUCAAGAUUGUUGUUCUGCUUUUUCUUUUCGAUUUCCAUGUGGCAGGUUCUUCUGGCCGCGGCGGUGGCAGGAUCCACUGGACUGGUCGCGAAGCACGUUUUCGGCGCCGGUGUAAACCCUAAUGAGACUUUAAUUGCAGAAGAAUUGAAGAAAUGUGAUGAGAGUUGCGUAGAUCGGGAGGAAUCUGAUGGCAUUGUGAAGUUCGAGGGUUCGAUCGACACGGAAUUUGGGUCCCCUAUGGUCUCGAAUGGACUGAAUGAGUCUGAACGUGAGGGGAUUUUCAGGUUUUCUAGUUCGGAUUCUCGUGGAGCGACGAGCUCUCGACUUGGAUCGAAGAAUUUAAGGAAGAAAACUAGGAGUCGGUGCCGUGGAGCGGCAAAACAAGGUAAGGGUAAAAAUGUCGAAGUGGAAAAUUGUGCUGCUAGAGAAAUGGCGACGGAGCCAAAAAAGAGUUCGGGAAGGUUUUCUGUACUUUUGAAAAAGAGGAGAAUUACUAAGAACUUAGGUGCUUCCAAGAGUGAAUCCUGCUCUUCCAAAGAUGGCUCUCUAUUUCAUUGGGGAAUUGGUGUUGGAAUCAUGUACAUGAUGUCGGUAGGAAAAACAGAAAUAAAUAGGCUGAAUGUAACUGUGGACGAGACUGCAAAAGUUGUUCGAGAAUUAAAAUCAGAACUUUACAGGAGAAAAUAUUCACGUCAUGUGCAGGCAGGCAAAGCUAGAGAAAACUUGCAGCCAGUUCAUCCUGAAAUUGACAGGUCUAGCGCAGAGUUGAGGCGUCUUAACGAGGUGAGAAAUUACACACUGUCUAUGUUCGAUGAUGGGGAAUGUGGAAGCAGUGUUCUUACUGAAGAACCAGAUCCAGAGAUAAAUGAAAUGGAUGAAUUGGAAGCAGAACUCGCAACUGAAUUUGAAAAACUGCCAUGGUGUUCAUCUGAAGACACUUGCCAAGCCGGAGCUUUAACGGAACUGGAAAAGACCAAGGUUUCAGCUAUUGAAUUACAUGUUCCAGAGAACCCAAGAUCUGAUGCUUAUCCAUCGCACGGUGUAGUACCAGCGGAAUUGGAUCAGAAACUGUGCCAUGUGCUUAUUGAACAGCAGGAGAAUCAAAUUGUGGAGUUGGAAUCCGAACUCCAUGUCGCCCAAUCCAAGCUAAAUGAGAAAGAAGCUGAACUCCAAGCCUUGAAGGACUGUGUCAAACGCCUCACUGAAUUCUCUCUAACAACAGUUUCUGAUGAUGAAGCUGAAGCUCACACUGAGAAGAAGCAGAGCUGCAGCUCAUGGGAGCAAUCUAACCAAAUGGGCUGUGAGCCAAUGAGAUCAGUAGUAGUUGGGAUGAAAAGACCCGUUGAAUCUGAAACCUGGGAUUGCAAUGUAUGAUGAUAGGAUUAUAGAAUAGUUGCAAUAAAUAGUUAGAAAGCUGCCAGAUCUUAACUUACAUCAAAUUGUAGAUCUCCCACAAAACUGCAUGUGAUAGUUGAAUAUAUUAUGUAAUAUUAUACUUAGCACAUGAUAAUUGGAGCUGAACUUCUCUGAA
Cucurbita pepo subsp. pepo (vegetable marrow) is the source of this 1672-nucleotide messenger RNA. Its product is annotated as POLAR LOCALIZATION DURING ASYMMETRIC DIVISION AND protein. Gene Ontology annotation, biological process: asymmetric cell division. NCBI's taxonomy places the organism in Eukaryota, Viridiplantae, Streptophyta, Magnoliopsida, Cucurbitales, Cucurbitaceae. The record is from RefSeq and is a predicted model, not a curated record.